Molecule: messenger RNA, 4982 nt
Organism: Scomber scombrus (Atlantic mackerel)
Lineage: Eukaryota; Metazoa; Chordata; Actinopteri; Scombriformes; Scombridae
Product: major facilitator superfamily domain-containing protein 6-A-like
Exons: 7
Coding region: 226-2643 (805 amino acids)
Biological process (GO): antigen processing and presentation of exogenous peptide antigen via MHC class I
Cellular component (GO): plasma membrane
Source: RefSeq, a predicted model, not a curated record
GGUUAGACGAGCUGCUGUUGUUCUUCACACAAAGAGAAAGAGCCCGGACUGAAACACUAAACAUUAAAACAUGAACGGUUUAACGCAUUUAAAGCUCAUUAUCUCUCAUUAAAAAGAGAUAUUGUUUAUGGCUCAGUUAUUAUUGUGAGGAAUGUCCGAGCAGCGAGAGAAAUUCAUCCAGAACUGCGCAGUCAUAGUUUAAUGGGAGCGGUGACCUGAGCAGAUAUGGCAACGGACGACAAGGUUGCCAUCCUGUCAGACGACGAGGAGGAGCAGAAGAGGAAGUAUGUGUUGGCCGAGCCGUUCAACACCUUGACCAUGGAGCAGCAGCAGGCGGGUGCGUCUGCUCCGCCCGCGGUCGCCCCCGACCCCAACGCCCCACCCGAGCAAGCAUCGCCCACCUCCAUCGACUGCUGCGAGAGGAUGUGCCUCCGCAUUAACAGCCAUCUCCUCAUCUCCAAAGUCUUCUACUUCUUCUUCUACGCUGCCUACGGCUCGCUGCACCCUCUGCUGCCGGUCUACUACAAGCAGCUCGGCAUGUCGGCUAGCCGCAGCGGGCUUCUCGUCGGCAUCCGCUACUUCAUCGAGUUCUGCAGCGCCCCCUUCUGGGGUGUGGUGGCCGACCGCUUCCAGAAGGGGAAGGCGGUGCUGCUGUUCUCCGUGUUUUGCUGGCUUGUGUUCAACAGCGGGAUCGGUUUCGUCAAACCCGCGGAGAUGACGUGCGAGGAGAAGAAUCCUGUUCCCGCGACGACGCUUGCGUCCCACGUGACGCACGGUAACGUCACGCCCACGCAGCCGAGCAACUCCACCCACCACGCCAGGAACCGACGCAGCUUCCACGACCUCUUCGAACUCCUAGACUCUUACGUCAUCGCGCUCCCUAGGCACCGGCGAAGCGCGGAUGCCAACGUGACAUCACCCCCCUCCAAUGUGACGACACCUCCCUCUAAGGUGACAUCUAAGGUGACAUCGUCCCCCUCUAAGGUGACAUCGCCUCCCACUAAGGUGACGUCAUCCCGCGUCAAGCCGGCUAACACGACCCGGCUCAAGCCAAACACCACCACCGCCAAAACAACCACCAAAACCACCACCUCCUCCCCUGCUCCGACCAAACCAAAGCUGUACCAGAUCAUCUACAACCAGGACCAAGUGGAGACCAACUUCCUUCUCAUUCUGCUCGUCAUCAUCGUCGGCGAGUUCUUCAGCGCCCCCGCCGUCACCAUCGUGGACACCGUCACCCUGCAGUACCUUGGCAAAGCUCGCGACCGCUACGGCCUCCAGAGGAUGUGGGGUUCUCUUGGUUGGGGUCUCGCCAUGCUGCUGGUGGGCAUCUGGAUCGAUCACACGCACAUCACCGUCGUGCUGGACGGUGUUGGCUGCAUCCUACCCGACUACCGCCUCCACAACUACAAGAUUGCCUUCAUCGUUUUCGGCGUGCUCAUGGGUGUGGCUUUCAUCGUCGCCACUCAGUUCUACUUCGAGAAAGGCGGCGAAUACCGGCAGGAGCUCGCAGAAGGGGCGUUGGAGGAGUCGGGGGGUCCUCGGGCGUUACCUGAGUCGGGCUCUUCGGAUCAGACUCCCAUCGGCGCUCAGGAGUUCCACUACAGCGACCUUCUGAAGCUUUUGUGCACCGUGCGCUACAGCUCCGUCCUGUUCGUCGCCUGGUUCAUGGGCUUCGGUUACGGCUUCGUCUUCACCUUCCUGUACUGGCACCUAGAGGACCUGAAGGGGACGUACACGCUGUUCGGGAUCUGCUCCGUGCUGAGCCAUGUCUCCGAGCUCGCCGCCUACUUCACCAGCCACAAGUUCAUCGAGCUGGUCGGACACGUCAGAGUGCUGUACAUCGGCCUGGCCUGCAACACGGCGCGUUACCUGUACAUCUCCUACCUGACCAACGCCUGGACCGUGCUGCCUAUGGAGGUCCUUCAAGGUGUGACCCACGCCUCAGUUUGGGCAGCCUGUAUCUCCUACCUGAGCGCUGCUGUCCCGCCGGCCCUGAGGACGUCUGCGCAGGGCAUCCUGCAGGGCCUGCACCUCGGCUUGGGCCGCGGCUGUGGAGCCAUGGUGGGAGGAGUGUUUGUCAGCUACUUCGGUGCUGCAGAGACGUUCAGAGGCAUCGGCAUGGCCUCCCUCGUAAUCCUCCUCAUCUUCUCCUUCAUCCAGUGUCUGAGCGGCGAGAGCGAGGGGAAAGAGGAUAAAAUGUUGGCGGAGAACAUCCCCGUCCCGUCCAGCCCGGUCCCCAUCGCCACCAUCGACCUGGUCCAGAGCCAGACUCCUCAAGGAUCCGCCGUGUUGCCCAUCAAGAAGACGAAGCACCAGGAGGAUCAGGAGGACGUGACCCGGCCCGCCUGGGUGCUCUCUGGCGCCCCCUGGGUCACCAUCGCUUUCGCCAUCGUCCAGAUCAGAGAGAUGAUGAUCAUGGCGAAGAGUGGAGGGCCGCCGGCGGAGAAUCAACCGCUGCAGAUAUCCAGUGAGCGAGCGUCUGCUGAUUACGAAGCGGUGGAGACGUCGCACGGAAACCCCAACGUUGACCCCACCCGGCCUGCACCCACAGACUCUAACAACGAGGACGACAAACACCAAACGCACCCGGCAGGAGGACCCAAAGAAAACCCCGCCUUCACAGCAGAAAGCACGGGCUGAUUUCAAUUUACACACGCAGAGAGCUUUAAAAUCAGUGUGCGAAUAAUAUCCAUCUUAACAGGUCUUUACAGUUUCAUUAAUGACGGAAACUCUCUAGAAAUGAGACAAAAUAUGGAUUAUUUUUAGUAAAAAUCAGCUUUAAAUGAGGCAGUAAUGUCCCAAAAAAAGUGCUGAACGUUUUUUAAGACUCAUACCUGUUUCUAUGGAUAUUGUUUUUGCAACUAUUUUGGAGGUAGGGGCGUGUUUGAAGGUUUUUUGAGCAUAAUGCACUAUAUUAACUAAUGUUCCCUUUACCGGUGGAGCGUGAAGGAAAGAAAAAACCUUCAAAAUGUAAAACGUGCCUCUCUUAUUUGCUUAUUUAUACACGUAACGGGGGGAAAAAGUGAUGAAAUCUGAUGAAGAUGGUGAUUUAAUUUACUGUAAAGUGUUCAAAGAUGCAAAGAAAUGGUCGACGGCACAGAUCGAAGGCGUUAAAAAAGCAUUAUUUAGAAAAAUUUGUCAGCAAAUGAGAUUAUAUUUAAUACUGUAAAACAACAUAGUAAAGAAAAUGUUAAAUUAUUCCACUACAGUCGGUUUUAUGUUGAUUUAACCUUCGUGUCGUCCUCCCGGGUCAAAUUGACCCCGUCUGUUUUGACUGUUCCUUCUUUCCUCCCUUCCUUCCUUCCGUCUGUCCUUCUUUCCUCCCUCCUUCUCUCUUUCUUUCCUUCCUCUCUCUUUCCAUCCUCCAUUCCCCUUUCUUCCUUCCUUCCUUCCUUCCUCCCUCCCUCCUUCUUUCCUUCCCUCCUUCCUUCCUUUCUUUCCUCCCUCCCUCCCUCCCUCCCUCCCUCCCUCCCUCCCUCCCUCCCUCCUUCUCUCUUACUUUCCUCCCCCCUACCUUCCUCCCUUCCUUCUUUCCUAUGUCCUUUCCUUCCUUCCUCCCUUCCUCUUUUCCUUUCUCCCUCCUACCUUCCUUCUUCCUCCCUUCCAUCCUUCCUCCUUUCCUUCCAUCCUUCCUUCCUUCCUUCCUACCUCCCUUCCUACCUCCUUUCCUUCCUUCUUCCUUCCUCCCUCCUUUCCACCCUUCUUUCUCCCUUCCUUCCUUCUUCCCUUUCUUCCUUCCUUCCUCCCUCCCUUCCUCCCUUGACUCAAGGACAACAGGAGGGUUAAAUGUGUUUUUUUUACACUGGAGGAUGAGGGUCAGCGCUUUCAACCACAUGAUACUCUUCAGCUCCAUCGUGUCUGAAUUGUACAUGUUAAAAUUUACAUUCCUCAGAGCUUCUGACACUUAGAAACUACUUUCUACUUUUCAGAUGUAAGAUUUUUACAUAAAGGAACAUACAAUAAGCUUAUAUACUGUAACACAUAUAUAAUGCUGCCAGUGCUUUAUAAUAUCAUUAAAGUUAAAAACUAGUAAGAAGCAGAUGAAUCAUUAGCAGCUGUAAGCCAGAAAAUGACACAACUGAGACUGAUUUCUUCUUAAAUUAGCAAAAGAAAUACAGAUAUGACUUCUGAAAUUAGUGUAUUAUUAUUAUUGUUGAGAGAGUGACGUUAGUGUAAUUUCUGCACAAGUAGCGUCAUUAAUGUUAUUAUUAUUAUUCAGCUUUUGUUUUGUCUUUGCCAAAUUCUCCAUCAUCAUUUCCUCUCAGCUCUGUAGCACUUUUGUUUAUAUGAAACCACUGUAAUACUUCAGAAGAGCAGAGAUGUGCAAAAAAAAAACAACUUUGAAUUUGAGUAGUUUUCAAAGCUCUUCAGAUUUUCUCACUUCUUCCAAGAUAAUAAUAUAGGGGAAAAAAAGCUCUUUGAAGACUCAGCUGGAGAUAAAACUUCUUGCUGAGACGGACGAUUGUUUGCUGCAUAUUUUGUAUAAUUUAGUGAAGAAUUUGUGAAGAAGAAGAAGUGCCUCCUCAUCAUCAUUACUGUAAUAUCUUCUUAUCAUUAAACGUCAAAGCAAGGAUCCCUUUAUAUAAACUCCUACAGGACGAUCUGACACUUUCAACACUGCAUACAAAAACUAUUUUUGUAUAGAAGCUGCCGAAUGGAAGGCGUCACACUGUAUUUUCCCGCCUUUUCUUUUCCAUUUUCAUGCCAAAUAAUUCCCAGUUUUCAGUGUUUUUUGCAGCCUCAGAAACUGAAUUUCAUUUCGGCCGUCGACGGAGAUGAAAUUCUUCUGUUUGGAGGUUUUAAUUAAGUAGAUAAACAAAGUGUAAAGAAGUGAUCAGGUUAUAUUUAGCCUGUAUUUUCUGUCUAUGAGGUAAAAGGAGGAAACUCAGUGAUGAAGGCCAAUAUCAGCUCUUUAACACAGUAUCCGUGUAAUAUUGAUCAUAUUGGUAAAAAUACUAUUAAAAGCGUGUUGUGUAUUU